ACCGAGGGAGAAGAGAGGAGUGUCUCUGCGUGCGUGUAUAUCUGCAUCGGAGGGUGAGGUGAGGCCGCGAGGUGGAGAGGAAGAGCACGAGCCCACCUCCCGUUUCCACCUCUCUAUCCUAUGGAUAGAGCCUCCGCGACAACCAUAGAUAUCCUCGUUAUGAUCCCAUCAGCGCCUUCUCCUUUGUAGCACCAUCUCCCCUCCCCCACCCACCCCCCGGUUUAUUUGACAAGAUUUGAUCUCAAUCUUCGCACGCUUCUUGGCCGAGUGGGGGAGAAGAUUCCAGAAAUGGCCGUCGCCGUAGCCGCAGGGACCCUCCGUACCUGCUCCGGCGUAUUUCCGCCGGCGUCCGGGAACCAUCAGCUUGCCCGGUGGCGGCCACUUGCACCGGCAGCGCCUGCUAAGCUGAGAUUAUUGUCUCCAGCUUUGAGGAUUACCAGUGCUGCUUCGCCUGCAGCUGUUGAGAAUGGGAGCUCUAGCAACACUGAUACAGUCCCUACACCGAAAGUUAUAAUAGAUCAAGACUCAGAUCCUGAUGCAACUAUUGUGGAAGUAACCUUGGGUGACCGUCUUGGGGAUCUUCUUGAUACUAUGAGUGCCCUGAGGAAUUUAGGGUUAAAUGUUGUGAAAGCUAGUGUUUGCCUUGAUUCUUCCGGCAAGCACAAUAAGUUUGCUAUAACAAAGUCGUCAACUGGUCGCAAAAUUGAUGACCCGGAGUUGUUAGAAGCAGUAAGACUGACAAUUAUCAACAACAUGCUUGAAUAUCAUCCUGAAGCUAGCAGUCAAUUGGCCAUGGGUGCAACUUUUGGGCUAGAGCCCCCUACGGAAGUGGUUGAUGUGGACAUAGCAACUCACAUAGAAAUCUAUGACGAUGGUCCUGAAAGAAGUUUACUUGUUGUGGAAUCAGCUGACCGUCCAGGGUUGUUGGUUGAUCUAGUUAAGAUCAUUGCUGACAUCAAUAUCACUGUCCAAUCUGGAGAAUUUGACACCGAGGGGCUACUGGCCAAGGCAAAAUUCCAUGUCAGUUACCGGGGCAAGCCAUUAAUCAAGGCUUUGCAACAGGUUCUUGCUAAUAGCUUGCGUUAUUUCUUGAGGAGGCCGACGACAGAGGAUGCCAGUUUCUAGGCAGAUGGUUACAAAUCCACACUUUAUGAUAGUUCAUGAUACAUGAUAUUUGCCUGAAGCUGGAACUAUCGUCCAAAUUAUUCCCGAAAUAUCUGUAAUUACCCAAAAAAAGUGAUGUACAUGAUAUAUCAUCCAGUUUCACGUGAAGACAGGUUCGUGUUGUAUGAUUUGCGCUAUUCUUCCAAUUUAAAUUAUGAGCUGGCUGGAUUCAAGUAUGUA
Hordeum vulgare subsp. vulgare (domesticated barley) is the source of this 1344-nucleotide messenger RNA. RefSeq names its product ACT domain-containing protein DS12, chloroplastic-like. The transcript is spliced from 10 exons. The coding region runs from base 289 to 1125 and encodes 278 amino acids. Gene Ontology annotation, cellular component: chloroplast stroma; chloroplast thylakoid membrane. NCBI's taxonomy places the organism in Eukaryota, Viridiplantae, Streptophyta, Magnoliopsida, Poales, Poaceae. The record is from RefSeq and is a predicted model, not a curated record.